GAAUUGGAAUCCCUAAUAAAUCAUGCUAAACGAAAACUCUAUUAUUCUCUAUAUGAAAAAUCCAGAUCCUAUAUUUUAUGGGAUGAUGGAUGAUCUGGUCAUUCAGUGUUUAAAAAAAGAUAAUGUGAAAAUAAUUGUAACUGAUUUAGAAGAAUUAAGUGUCAUAAUCGGAAGUGAAUUUAUAUUUUUAAGAAAUGGAGAGCAAAUAUAAUUUGAUGCAUUUUUAGGUUAUGGAUAUAUGGCACCAAAACACUACAUGGAUUAUAUGUAUUUUAAUUUUGCUGCAUUUUCGGCUGGGAAGGUAACACUUUAUUCACCAUAAACUGAACAUGUAUUGUAAAACAAACUAUUACAAUAUGCAAAGUUUAGUGAAGGGUAAGUGCCAUUUCCUCGUUGUAGUGCUUCAUUCUCUGUAUAAUAGUUUAAGAAAAACUUAUCUCAAUUUGAAAACAAAGCAAUCAUGAAAGAAGUUGUAGGAUAUGAAGGAACAGGUGUUAAAUUGUCAAGUAAUAAAAUUUAAAGCACAGAGAUCUUCUGCAAAUCUCUUUGGAAUGGAGAACAGGCUAUAAUUUAAGAUUUUGUUGGUGAUUCUGUUGGUCGAUCUAUCAGAGUGUUAGUUAUCGGUGGAAAAGCAGUAUCAGUAACCGAAUUCUAAGAUAAUAUUGAUUUUAAAUCCAAUGGCUAUAGUGAUGAUUUUAAGAUUGAAUCGAAGAUGGAUAGUAAAAAAAAAGAGGAAUAUUUUAGAUUAGCAGAAAAGGCUUGUUUAGCAAUUGACUCUAAUCUGACAAUUGGAGGAGUCGACAUAAUUGAUUCAGAAAAAAAUGGACUAGUUGUUUUAGAAAUCAAUUAAUGGCCAGAAAUAACAUUCUCUGAAGAUGUCACUGGAUUACCCCUUUUCGAAAUAUUUGGUUAAGAAUUCAUAAGGAAAAUACAACAGAAUAAUAAUGUUAGACUAUGA
Molecule: messenger RNA, 958 nt
Organism: Paramecium tetraurelia
Lineage: Eukaryota; Ciliophora; Oligohymenophorea; Peniculida; Parameciidae
Exons: 3
Cellular component (GO): cytoplasm
Molecular function (GO): metal ion binding; ligase activity, forming carbon-nitrogen bonds; ATP binding
Source: RefSeq, a predicted model, not a curated record